AUGAUGAAAUUUGGUAGGCUCUCGAUUCUCGCCACUACAUUAUUGCUUAUAGUGGAUAACUUUGGGGUAGAAUACAACCUGUUGUCUGGAACUCUCCCUGUCAAUAAGACGUGUUUCGGUCAUCUUGAACGGGCACAUGAUGGUUCUGUGUUGCAGAGGAUUGCAAUAGCCUAUCUCCUGGCUGCAGUAUGUGAAAUCUGGCUCAAGGGAGACGACGAUGUAGAUUCUGGGUAUGGUUUGCUGAGGAGAUACCGCUACCAAUUGUUUGUAGGAUUGGUCCUCUCUAUAGCGUACUCUAUUCUUCUAUAUGGCAUAUACGUUCCAGACUGGGAGUACCAGAUAGCAGGCCCUGGUUCCAGUUCCACAAAGAAGUCGUUCUUUGUGAAAUGCGGAGUGAGAGGAGACACCAGACCAGCUUGCAACGCAGUCGGAAUGGUCGACCGUACGAUCCUAGGGAUCGACCACCUCUAUAGACGACCAGUUUAUGUGCGCACGAAGGAAUGCAGUAUAGAUUAUCUAGAGAAUGGGCCUCUUCCACCUGAUGCUCCAUCGUGGUGCCAGGCGCCAUUUGAUCCUGAAGGCCUCCUCAGCUUCGUUAUGGCGAUUGUCACUUGCUUGAUCGGGCUCCAGUUUAGACAUGUAAUUAUACAUUUCGAGAAGCACCGGGGAAGAAUCGCCAGUUGGUUGGUCCCUUCCUUCAGCAUGCUAGCUCUAGCCUUCGUAAUGGACUUCGUCGGAAUGCGAAUGAAUAAACCACUAUACACGAUGAGCUACACUCUGGCUGCUGGCGCUGCGGGUCUUCUCUUCCCUGGAAUCUAUGUUCUUGUUGGCCCCUCUUGA
Zea mays is the source of this 840-nucleotide messenger RNA. Its product is annotated as heparan-alpha-glucosaminide N-acetyltransferase. The transcript has 8 exons. The record is from RefSeq and is a predicted model, not a curated record. NCBI's taxonomy places the organism in Eukaryota, Viridiplantae, Streptophyta, Magnoliopsida, Poales, Poaceae. Bases 1 to 840 code for a protein of 279 amino acids.